Messenger RNA from Dracunculus medinensis (Guinea worm), 1407 nucleotides. The record is from the annotation of a GenBank genome assembly. NCBI's taxonomy places the organism in Eukaryota, Metazoa, Nematoda, Chromadorea, Rhabditida, Dracunculidae.
GUGGAUCAAAUGGAUGUUGAUGCAAAUUCAAAAAAAUUCAUUGAGCGUCUGCGUGAAGCCAUUUCAAUUCCAAGUGUAUCAGCUGAGCCACAAAAUCGAAAAAAUGUUGUAAAAAUGAUUGAAUGGACAAAAAAUCAUUUGGAACGAUUGGGUGUUAAAGUCGAACUGUUCAAUAUUGGUAAGCAGCAAUUGCCUAACGGUACAGAAAUCGAUCUUCCUCCAAUAUUGUUUGGUGUUCUUGGAGCUGAUAAAUCAAAAAAAACUGUACUCAUAUAUGGUCAUUUAGAUGUACAGCCGGCUAGUAAAGGAGAUGGUUGGCAAACCGAACCAUUUACGUUAGUUGAAAAAGAUGGGAAAUUAUUUGGCCGUGGUUCAAGCGAUGAUAAAGGACCUGUUGUUGGUUGGAUUAAUGCUAUUGAAACACUCCAGAAUAAUAAAAUAGAUAUUCCAGUAAAUAUCAAGUUUUGUUUCGAAGCAAUGGAGGAAAGUGGUUCUGAAGGGCUCGAAGAAGCAUUAAAAGCUAAAAAAGAUACAUUUUUGGCUGACGUUGACUUUACUUGUAUAUCGGAUAGUGAAUGGCUUGGUAAAAAGAAGCCUUGUUUAACUUAUGGCCUGAGAGGAGUUUGCUAUUUUUUCAUCGAAAUCUGUGGUGCUAAACAAGAUUUGCAUUCUGGCGUCUAUGGCGGAUCUGUUUAUGAAUCAAUGGCCGAUCUUAUAUGGGUUUUGAGUCAACUCACAGACCUCCAUGGAAAUAUUAAAAUCGAUGGAUUAAAUGAACUGGUAGCCCCCAUUACAGAUGAAGAAAUUGAACUUUAUCAUAAAAUAGAUUUUGAUGUGGAACAGUAUCGAAAUGAGAUUGGUGCGUCAAAAUUAAUAAAGAAUGACAAAGAGGGUAUUCUAAUGAAUAGAUGGCGAUUUCCAUCACUUUCAAUUCACGGUAUCGAAGGGGCAUUUAGUGGGUUUGGCGCAAAAACAGUGAUUCCUGCAAAAGUAAUAGGAAAGUUUAGUAUACGUAUUGUGCCUAAUAUGCCUCCGGAACAAGUUAACAAGAUUGUUAUUAACCACUUGAACAAACUUUGGCAUCAGCGAGGAUCCCCAAACUACUUCAAAGCCUCUUCUUGUCAUUCAGGUAAUUAUUGGCUAUCGGAUUUUCGGGAUCCUCAUUAUCAAUGUGGUGCGCGUGCUCUUUUCAAGGUUUAUGGUACUGAGCCGGAUUUCACUCGUGAAGGUGGAAGUAUACCAAUCACUUUAACAUUCCAAGAAUUGACAGGUCGUAAUGUUAUGUUACUUCCGAUGGGUGCAUGUGAUGAUAUGGCACAUUCACAAAACGAAAAGCUUGAUGUUUCGAAUUAUAUUGAAGGAAUCAAAGUUUUUGGCGCAUAUCUCCUUGAACUUUCUACUAUGUAA